AUGUCAUCCACCAAGAUUGAUUCGUUCGAAACCGUUUACAACGUGCCACUCUCCUGCGACUCAUGCGUGCAGUCCGUUACGAAGGCAGUAAAACAAUUGGGGGAUAUUGAUAGUGUGAAGGGCGAUAUUGAAAAAAACCGAGUCUCGAUUGUUGGAUCAGUGGCUCCUUCCAAGAUUGUCGAGGCAAUACAAUCAACUGGAAGAGAUGCCAUUAUUAGAGGUACCGGAAAGCCGAACUCUGCCGCCGUCUCCAUCUUGGAGAGUUUUGCACCUGGUGACAAACCUGCACCUGUGAAAGGUCUUGCUAGGUUUGUGGCAAUCAGUCCUACAAAGGCUCUUGUCGAUUUGACUAUGACCGGUGUUGAAAAAGGUACAUAUUACCCGGGAAUCAGGGCUUCUGGAAACUUGACUGACGGUGCCCUCAGCACGGGAAAAGUGCUAUAUAAGCUUCCCCCAAUCAACGUUACGGAGAAGGAUUUGGAAAGCUGUAAUGGCGGGUAUAAGGGAAACUCGUUUGUACAGCUUCCUUUGGAUAUAUCCGACAUAGUCGGCCGGUCGUUUGUUAUAUCGAAAGAUCCAGAAAAGACCUUUGUUGACUCUCUCUGUGGUGUGGUUGCCAGGAGUGCCGGAGCUUGGGAAAACGACAAGUACGUUUGUAACUGCACAGGUAAAACAAUCUGGCAGGAACGAGUUGAUGCUCAUCAGAGAGGUAUCACUCAUUAG
Molecule: messenger RNA, 723 nt
Organism: Brettanomyces bruxellensis
Lineage: Eukaryota; Fungi; Ascomycota; Pichiomycetes; Pichiales; Pichiaceae
Exons: 2
Coding region: 1-723 (240 amino acids)
Biological process (GO): superoxide metabolic process
Molecular function (GO): metal ion binding
Source: RefSeq, a predicted model, not a curated record